Parascedosporium putredinis is the source of this 1905-nucleotide messenger RNA. NCBI's taxonomy places the organism in Eukaryota, Fungi, Ascomycota, Sordariomycetes, Microascales, Microascaceae. The record is from the annotation of a GenBank genome assembly.
AUGUCGGGCUCCAUCAAGACCAUACGGCUCGGCGCACCUGCCCUGCCUACCUACGACACGUCCGACGGCCACUCUCGGAUGUUCUGGGGCGGCGCGGACGAGGAUAUCGACCCAAACGGAAGCCUCCCGGUGAUCAGGGUACUACAACGCGGCCAAUACGAUAUUUCUCUCACUUUCGGAGCCGUGAGCUGGUAUGAACAGAUCCCCGCAGGGACCACCAGCGCCGUCGUUCAAGGCUACCUCCAACCUGAUGGCAGCGACACAAUCGAGACGGAGCCCUGCACAGCACAAGGAACUGUCAAUUUGCUCAACAAAGAUAGCAUCAGCCUCUCGGCCACGCUCGCGCCUGCCAGACAGGAACUUCCGUGGGGCCUUCAUGGUACGAUUCACUGGUCUCUGGACAACGGGGGCACCCGGCUGGAGCUCGGCCAAACCCCUAUCGAACUCUACUUCAUUGGCAAAGCAGACAUGCCCGACUUCCUGUUCCGCGGCGUGCCCGUUGAGCUUUUCCGCAAGUUCCUACUCCCGCUUCGUCUCAUGCAGAACGACCCGGACAUUGGAGCCUUCAAUUCCCCUACACUUCAUCGAGAUAUCCAAGAUACCCGCGACGGAUGGCUUACCUACGUUACUGAUAAAUUGCAUUAUCAAAAGAGCACCCGGUAUGACGUCAAUGGGGGCGGUUCCUCCCACUACUUCAACGGUGGAUCCGCGCCCAUCAGGCUAGACUUUUGGGUACACGACACUGCGACAACGGACAUGCAUGUUCUCAACUGCUAUGACCUUGCGGGCCUCAUGGAUGUGAUCCUUCCACUAGGUCUUAACGACUCCGCCAAUGUCUUGCAGAUGAACCCGUUUGGACCCGACUUGGUCACGGAUGUCAACGACCCCAAGCGAUCCGCAUUCGGUACCCAUGUCUUCAUGACCAUAGCGGAUGCCAAGAACCAGACCGAGCGUGUCCUCGACGCAACCUGUCGACCACUGGACGUCGGGCCACAUGACGGUAGGGAAGCGGUGCCCGAUUACCUCAAGGCGUCAAUCGACGACACGACUGCCCUUUAUCAAAUGCCAGAAGCCGAGUUCCUGAGCAAAGGCGGGCGGGCUGACCACGCGAAGCUGACCGGUGAAGAUGACCUCCGCUACCAGCUGGGGAAAUUCAGCGACACAGACCCCAAACACCCCGUCAACUGGGAUGGCGUCAACAAGCUAUACACGCGCCCCGAAAUCUUCCACCCCACGCUGCUCGAUCCCCAGAACCGUGCCGGCGGCGUGCUCGCCAGCGUCAAGCAAAUCUUUGGCAGCUGCCCCGGCUGCGAUCCCAGGGUCGGCGUGGACGCGAACGCCGUCACGGCCGAGUGGUGCCUGGAUCUGGGCGGCCAGCCCGCCAGCUUGACGAUUGCGAGCGCCGUCACGCGCUACGACCCGAAAGAGCUCUUCGCCCAGGCCAUGAAGGAGAUCAACGGGGAUUAUCGUGCCGUCUCGCCCGCCGAUGCGGAUUCGGGGAUUGCUCUGUGGCAGCAGGACAAUUACUUUAUCCAAUUUUCCAUGGAUUCCCGAGCCGAGCUGGCUUCCUACGUUCAGAAAUUGUCGGACAUGAUUGCGGGCUUGCCGGCGCCCACUCCCCUGAACAUUUCCGUCGCCAUGUCCGGGUCGGGUAGCUAUAGCGUCGGCGAGACAUUUACUGCUACAGUGAGCGGACUGCCCGAUGAUAUCGUGCCGCUCGAUCUUGACAUCACAGGAACGGAUGUGCUCUACCUGUCAUCAUCGAUUAGCGGAAGCUCGGCAACAUUCACAUUCCUAGCUCGGGACACGACGGAUGACGGGCCCAAUGUAAUCGAAAUCAGCAGCUGGGGCACUGGUUUGACGUGGCAGACUGCGGGUCCCCAAAAGGUAUCCAUUACGGCAUGA